AUGCCGCUGGGACUGCCGCGCGAUCUGUAUAAAACGCCCCAUGUAUAGGGCCCAGAGGAGAACCUCUUCAGCUACGACUAGCUGCCACGAAACCCAGUCCUCAGCAGCCAGUUACGGCGAAGUCAUACACGCACCGCAGAAGUUUCACGGCGACGGCGUCGAUGUCCGUGGGCAGCAAGUCGUUCCCAACGCGCCGUGACUGCGGCUGCGGCGAGGGAGGGGCAGGAGGAGGAGAGAACGGCGAUGGAGCCGUGGUGAGGGAGGAGAGCAAAGGCGGCAGCAGGAACGGGAGGAAGGAGGCGCGGUACGACCGCUGCUUCUCGGGUAUGGAGCUCAGCAUCGGGCCGGGGCCGCUCAAGGACAUGGACGCCGGGAAGCUCAAGGGCCAGAUCAGGAGGUGGGCGAAGGCGGUUGUGGCCUACGCACGUCAGAUCAGCUUCGGCUCGCCGAGGUCCAGAUCAAGAUCGGCCUCCUCGCCCACGUCCGGCGGCGGCGACACCCCGAGCUCGGCCACGUUCCCGGCGUCCAAGUCCGGCCGCCUCGGUGGCGCCAAGAACGAGCCUCCGACGACAUGAGAGCUUGAUGUUCGUCUCACGUUGCGUUCGUCUGACAGGAAGCAGGAGUUUACUGUAACAUACUAGAGCUUUGAUUUCUUCCAUCCGUUCCCUUUUCGUUUCUUUUUUCAAAAAUAAAAUUAUUCAUUCAUUCUUGCCAAGAUAUCAUGCUUCCUCAAUUCUCUUUGUUGUAGUACUUUACCAUAGCACGAGAGCUUUCGUUUCUUCCACCUUUUUUCCUUUCCUUUUUUUUUCUUCAAUAAUAAAAUUAUCAUGCUUGCAUCUUUAUUCGAGAUCUUUGAUUUUCUCCCAUCUUUAAUUUAUUCAUUCAUUCUUGCCUAGAUGUUAUCAUGUUUCUUCAUUUCUCUAUGUUCAAUAAAAAAAAUCAAAUUCAUUGGUUAUAUUCUUCAGCCGUUUGUGGCUACAGGCAUCUCUUUCCUUCUUUCUCAAUGAUUUUUUUUUUCUAGUUUUCGUAAGUACUUAGGAAAGCUAGUCCACGUACGCAACAAUUGCUGUCUUGUAAGAAUUUCAGACUUGUAAGCGGUGAUGGCUUAAUGUAAGGUCAUGGUUUUGCUGUAUCCUGAUUCCUGACUGUAACUAUUGUUGAAAAGAAAUCGAAGCCGGUUGCUUGCC
This is a messenger RNA of Phragmites australis (common reed), 1187 nucleotides long. RefSeq lists its product as uncharacterized. The record is from RefSeq and is a predicted model, not a curated record. The transcript has a single exon. Lineage: Eukaryota; Viridiplantae; Streptophyta; Magnoliopsida; Poales; Poaceae. The coding region runs from base 162 to 575 and encodes 137 amino acids.